AUGAAUAAAUUACUCUUCGCAUCAAUAAAAGACGUAAGUCAAAAAAUACAUAAUGUCGAGGUGCGACCUUCCGAUAUCGCAAAAGCAGCUGUCAAAUUGACAACGGUUAUUAAACCAUUAAAUGCCUAUAUCACUGUAACUGAUGAAACAGCAAAGAAGCAGGCCGAGAAUUCAGAUUCGAGGCAGAAAAAUGAUGCAUUAUUGGGAAAACUCGAUGGAAUUCCCAUUGCAGUUAAAGAUAAUUAUUGCACGAAUGGUCACUUGACGACCUGUGCAUCGAAAAUGCUUUCGAAUUUUAUUCCAAUAUACAAUGCAACUGUAUACCAACGUUUAGCAGAUUCCGGAGCAGUUUUAAUUGGCAAAACUAAUCUCGAUGAAUUCGCUAUGGGUUCUGGAACUGUUGAUUCGUAUUAUGGUCCAACAAAGAACCUGUGGAAAUCAGAUGUAAUAAACAAAUAUUACUCUUGCAAAGAGGAAUGCACAAAGGAUUCUCCUAAUGACAAUUCAUGGCAUAUAGCAGGUGGUAGCAGUGGUGGUUCUGCUGUAGCUGUUGCUACUGGAACUUGUUAUGCUGCAUUAGGUUCAGAUACUGGUGGUUCCACUAGAAAUCCAGCAUCAUACUGUGGUCUUGUUGGAUUAAAACCCACUUAUGGGCUAGUGUCACGCUAUGGGCUUAUUCCACUUGUAAAUUCUAUGGAUGUUCCUGGCAUUCUUGCAAGAUAUGUGGAUGAUGCAGUGUUUGUUUUGAAUGCUAUAGCUGGUCCUGAUGAAGCUGAUUCUACAUCCACACGAAAUGAAUAUGUCCCAAUUAAUUUACCCAACACCAUAGAUGUUAGUAAUCUGAGAAUUGGGAUACCAAAAGAGUAUAAACUAAAAAAUAUAAAUCCUGAUGUUCAGGAAUGUUGGGAUGAAGUUUCCCAGUAUUUGAGAGAAGCUGGGGCAUCAGUUUCUACAGUAUCAAUGCCACAUACCAGUUACUCUAUAUCUUGUUAUUCAAUCCUGAAUCGUUGCGAUGUUGCUAGUAAUUUAGCUUGUUACGACGGUAUGGAAUACGGUUAUAGAGCAGACGAGUGGAGUUCCGCGCUCGAACUUUAUAAAAGGACUAGAACAGAAGGAUUUGGUAACGUGGUUAAGGAGCGCAUCUUAGUUGGAAAUUAUUUUUUAUUAGAAGAAAAUUACGAAGAAUAUUAUGUAAAAGCAAUGAAGAUGAGACGACUAAUCUCUAAUGACUUCGAAUCGGUAUGGAACGAUAACAUUGACCUUCUGCUUACUCCUACAACAUUAACAGAUGCACCAGACUACAAUGGAUUCGUUGCAUUAGAUAAUCAGACUCAGUGUUUAAUUCAAGAUUAUUGUACACAGCCUGCGAAUAUGGCAGGCAUACCAGCAAUUAACCUGCCAAUUAAACUUUCCCGAAAUGGUUUACCUUUGUCUUUGCAACUUAUGGCACCACCUUUCCAUGAAAAAAAACUUCUUAGCAUAGCGAAGUGGAUAGAACAAAUAGUUAAGUUUCCUAGGCUAGAAUUGACAGAUCUAUCUCUGCUCGAAUAAAAUGUUUGUGUACGAACGUUGGUUUAUUUAUAACAUUAUCAUUUUGUCACAUAAUGAAGUAAAAUAUCUUUCACAA
Messenger RNA from Hylaeus volcanicus, 1627 nucleotides. RefSeq names its product glutamyl-tRNA(Gln) amidotransferase subunit A, mitochondrial (gene GatA). Gene Ontology annotation, cellular component: glutamyl-tRNA(Gln) amidotransferase complex; mitochondrion. Gene Ontology annotation, biological process: glutaminyl-tRNAGln biosynthesis via transamidation; mitochondrial translation. Lineage: Eukaryota; Metazoa; Arthropoda; Insecta; Hymenoptera; Colletidae. The record is from RefSeq and is a predicted model, not a curated record. The transcript has 2 exons. Gene Ontology annotation, molecular function: glutaminyl-tRNA synthase (glutamine-hydrolyzing) activity. The coding region runs from base 1 to 1551 and encodes 516 amino acids.